AUGACCACCUCAAGCUGCACCACGGGCCUCCAGCAUCGCAGCAGGAUGGCGCUGAGCCAUUGCAAAAAUCUUACGACAAGCCUGCGUGGUUUAAUAUUUCAGAAUUUUCACAACUAUCACUGUCGAAGCACUCUUGUUUCUUUUGCAACGGCGAGCGCCACGGUCGUGGUGCGUAGUACUAGCACACCAAAAAUAUAUCGGUGCAUAUUGAGCAUAGAAGCGCGCCAGCUUGGUCGCGUUCGCCAUCCACCAGGCAGCGUGAAGAGCUGCGGGUUUUAUCUUCCGCCGCGACGUUUUUCUAGUACCAAAGUUUGUCUCCAUGCUGAGGAUGAGGAACUGAGCCGCCUUAGUCCACUGGGUGGAACAGAGCCAGAGAAGGUGGUCGCAGAGGAGCGCCCAACUGAGCACCUCCAGGUUGCUGGGCCGCCAAGUGGUGAACCACAAAGAAUCUCGUCUCCACCUACGCCACAUCAAAAACUACAUGGCUCUUCCUUAGCCACCCAGCUGGUGCACCAAGAGCCCUCUCAACUUGCCCUCCGCCGCACGUGGAACUGGGUUGAAAAGUGGGUGAUUGGGAAGAAUAUCUGUCCCUUCGCCAAACCUCUCGUGGACAGGCAGAAAUUGCGGAUCGCGCUUUUCGGCGGCAGCACAGUGGCUGAGUUGUGUCAGUUCCUGAAGCAAGAGCUGCGCCUGUUGGAGUUGUUUGAAGAUAGUGGUGCUCUACUCGGCCAAAACGCGGCCGGCCGUGGAUCUUAUUUUCCGGGAGGACCACCUCGAGGACAGGAGAGUGAAAAGCUGCACCUCGAGGAGCAGACAAGCAGCGGUAUCGUGGCUCCUGUCGAAUUCGAAAGUAACAAGAGCGCAGUUCUGGCUGACGAUUAUACAUCACGACGAGAGGAACUACUAGUACGGGAUAAUUCCACCGUAUCCUCCCCGUCCCCCGCCUGCGGUAGGAAUUUAUUCCACUCUACCCUGAUCGUUCUGACCAAUGCUGAGUUUCUCCAAGACUACUACGACUUCUACCGUGCUGCGUCGUGCCUGGAGCAAGCCGUUGAGGAGGAGGUGGAGGAGAUGGUCGCGCUCUUGGACGACCGGCGUGGGCUAAAUCAACUCUCGACGGCCAGAGCAGACGGGAAGUCACGUUCUGCAGCCGGUGAUUCAACGUACACGACUGGAAACGGCCGCGCGAACGCUACGACAGGCACUUCUGCGUCGUGCAAGGGUCCUCCACCUCCAGACGUCGAAAGUGAAAGAAACAAGAAGCCAGUGCAACUGGUGCUGUUUCACCCGAAGGCGGUGCACAAUGGCUACAGCUGCGCGGACUAUGUGCUCGACUGUGGUAGAAAAGGAGGUGACAACGUCUACAGCCAUGGAAACGCCGACUGGACGCGGGCACGGCAAGUCGAGGAAAAGGUCCAAAGCCAGGAGGUGAAAACAAAAAAUCCGCACACGACCACUGCGAGUGCAGGCCACAACAUGAAGAGCACUCGCUCGAUCGGCAAUGCAGAAGUGCUCCACCCAUCCUGUCCAAACGAAGAAGAGGCUUUUCUGCGAAGCAAACCUAGCAGAAAAAGCAACCCGCAUCUUCACGUGGAUGAGGCUUCUUGUAGCUGGGGUGCAGCUACUUCUGCCGGAGGUCAGUUACCGGGGCUGGAUCUCAGCGAGGGGCUUCUGCUGGCCGCUGAUGGAGAGGACUACAAGGCAAUGAAAACUCUUGAUGAGCUUGCUUCUAGCAGGGUGGAGGUAGGAGGAAAUCAACGAGCUGCUGGUGUUGAAAAUACUAAAUCUAAAGCUUCUGCUUUGCGUGACCUUGACGUCCUGCGGUUCUACUCGUCGAACGGACGCAAAAGCUGCCGUCGGCCGCGUCGACCUCCUUGUUCUCGACAUGAUGCAGGAUCGGUGCUGACACGAGAGCGCAGCCGUGCAGCACCUUCAUCUGCGCAUGAUGGUGGGCCAGGGAUACAACGAGAGGACCAGGGCGAGGCCUGUGGCAGAGGCAGUGGGCUCGCAUUAGAAAAAGAAGUGGCGCCUUCGCGCUCCUGCAGGAAUAACCUACAGCAAGAAGAGAAGGAAGAGGGCACGGGGGCCACUGCAACGAGAACCUUCUUAAGGAGGACUACAACACCACCAAUAGCGGGAAGGCCGCCCUUUUUUUCCCGGCAGCAAAAGAUGGCCACGUUCCAGCUGAAUCAGGAUAUUUCUGCUUCUGCGGAACUACUGCUAGAACGCGAAGCCCAAGCUGCUUUUUCUAGCACAGCACUCGGCUCCUCGUUGAAGAAACUUGAUGGCAGCUCCCUCAUUCAAGACUCCUCAUCUACUGCGACCAAUAAAACCGGGAGGUGUAGUAGUAGUUCCCGAGAGCGGGGGUCGUGCUCUCGCAUGACAGGACGAGGAGAUGCUGAAGACACGAUUUCCUUCGUUGACGACGAGGACCAGGACCACUACGGCCCGAACUACGUCUAUGGAAGCGUCAGGUUUGAAAUCAACAAAGUUGAAAUAAUUUGCCAUGCAUAAAAUGGAUACCAGUUCUUGGAAGACCAAUUUCCAAGCUGCGCAUGGCAAAUUUGUGGAGUACCGAAAUCCAAUUUGUCAUGCUGUUUGGGCACAGAAGGGUGCUUUUGUCAUGCUCCUUUAGCAGCUCUAUCCCAAACCCUAAAUAGGCUCGCAAUCUGCCUCACUUGCCAUCCCAGCAAGACAGGCACUUCAUGCCUUGCAUUUUAUGCAUGACAAACCAUUUCAACUUUGACGAUUUCAAUCCUGACAGAUUCAUAACGUCCUCCGGGCACCGUACCCGACAAUACACUUGUUGCGCCAAGUGGACGUGUAGGCAGUGGAAUAAAUGUUCUUGUGUCCAAAUCUGCGAGGUCUGGAAGUCUGCAUCGAGUACCUUUGAUUGAUGUCUAGUACACUUGAUUGGAAUCUGAGCUCUGUGAAGUUGUUGCGAGUCCACGAAGAGCAACUGUCCGCUCGCAGUCGCAUGUCACGCAAAAUAAACUCAGUUUCUAUCUUUAUGGUGCGGUGCUGCCGAGGCAGAGCCCCCGGAAGCGGCGGGGGAUGAAAACCUACCAUACUGGAACUUGGCUGCGCAGUUUUGAUGCAGUCGGCAAUUGCAUUCAGUACAGCUUUCCAGACCGCGAGCAGAUGAAGACGCAUUUCUAACGCAUACUGUGGACAACGCGAAGGCAAAAUAUGGGGAGAAGGUCGUCGAAAAAAUUCCGGAAAGAAACUUCUACAGGUUGUUGAAGAAUGACCUCGCCGCUGGUUUGUUGAGCUCGAACACGAAACAAUCGUGCCUCCAGAAGGUAAAAGCAGAAGAAAGUCCUGCUGCAGGAGACCAAGACAGUACUGAUAAGCAUAAAGAUGGUGGACGCAAUGGUGUAUUUCAUUUUUGGAAAAAUGAAAUCGCUUGCCCAAGAGAAGCGUUGUAGUGUAGAUACUUAUAUUUCCGCGACGGCGCUGAAGGCAGCGACAGGGGCUUUGUUGCCUGUGAC
Amoebophrya sp. A120 is the source of this 3491-nucleotide messenger RNA. NCBI's taxonomy places the organism in Eukaryota, Dinophyceae, Syndiniales, Amoebophryaceae. The record is from the annotation of a GenBank genome assembly.